This is a messenger RNA of Camellia sinensis, 1254 nucleotides long. NCBI's taxonomy places the organism in Eukaryota, Viridiplantae, Streptophyta, Magnoliopsida, Ericales, Theaceae. The record is from RefSeq and is a predicted model, not a curated record.
CAUGAGACUUUAUUGACUUAGAAAUAUUGUGGUAUGGAGACCUUCAAGUCUCUCUCUCUCUCUACAAAAAGGACCAAGUUCAUAGUGUUUUUGCAACUAUUUUUGCAGAUUGUUUUCUUUUUUCUCCUCCAUGGAUAAGUUACAUUACUCUGGUAAAAGGUCUUCCAUGGCUGCUAUAAUGCUACUCCUUGGGGUAUUAAUGGCUACCCUGUACCAAACAGAUGCCCAAAUAGGAGUUUGUUAUGGAACAAAUGGUGAUAAUUUACCAUCUAGGCAAGAUGUUGUAGCUCUUUACACUCAACAUGGCAUCCAAAGAAUGAGACUCUAUGACCCAGACCAACAAGUUCUCCGAGCCCUUGGAGGCUCCAACAUUGAGCUUAUUCUAGGUAUGCCAAACUCCCAUCUCCAAACACUAGCUGUUAGCCCAGAUGAUGCAGAUACAUGGGUCCAAAACAAUGUCAAAAACUUUAGCAAUGUCAAAGUCAAGUACAUCGCGGUUGGCAACGAAGUCGAUCCAUCAGACAACAGCACAGCUCAAUUUCUUGUCGAUGCGAUGCAAAACGUGCACACCGCCAUUGUCAAUGCAGGGCUUGAAAACCAAAUUAAGGUUUCAACUGCCAUUCACAGUAGAUUUCUUGGAAACAGUUUUCCUCCAUCACAUGGGUCUUUUAGGCCUGAAAUUCCAUUAUCCUUCAUCGAUCCCAUUAUUAUUUUCUUGUUGAACAGUGGUUCCCCAUUGCUUGUAAACUUAUACCCUUAUUUCAGUUAUGCAGCCGACACGAAUAACAUUGAUCUUGAUUACGCUCUAUUCACAUCUCCCUCAGUUGUGAUGACUGAUGGCUCACUCCAAUACCAAAAUCUGUUUGAUGCAUUGUUGGAUGCUUUUUACUCCGCGAUAGAGAAGGCAGGCAGUGGCUCUUUGGAGAUCGUUGUGUCUGAAACAGGUUGGCCUUCAGCUGGUGGAACUGGUACAUCUGUUGACAAUGCAAGGAUCUACAAUAACAAUUUGAUUCAGCAUGUGAAAGAAGGGACACCGAAAAGGCCGGGAAGGGCUAUAGAGACUUACAUAUUGGCUAUGUUUGAUGAGAAUUAGAAGAGCGGAGAUGUUGAGAGACACUGGGGACUCUUUCUACCAAACAAACAGCCUAAAUACCCAAUCACGUUACAGCCCCUAAAUUUUAACUGGAUCUUAUCAUGUUAUUGACAAAGGGUAUGUUUGAUUUAUGGAUUUGAGGAGGGAUUUAGAAAAAGAAA